AGUCUUUAUCCCAUAAAUAUUAAAUGAGCGAAUUAAUAAUUGCUUAAGAAAUCAGAGAAUGAACGGACGAAGAGAGGUAGUUAGGAACCAGGCUUUGCAUCCAGACCGACCCGGCUGCGCCAGCGAACCGGGUUUCCACAGGUGCCUCACGCGAAGCUCACUUUAACAGGGUCGACGGAGAAGAUGCGAAUAUUUACAACGGUGACGACACCGAAGGCACCGCCGAAGAGGGAGGCAAAGCGGAAGAGGCGCGGCCGGAAGCGGAAGGGCGGCAAGGCGUGAGCGGCGUCUCAGUUGCCAUGGAGACGGGGAGAGCAGGGGACCGGUUGUCUGCAGAGUCCGGGUCCUGCGCGUUCGGGGGCGCGACGUGGACGCCCGCCUCGCGUCAGGCCCGGGUCCGCAGCCCCAGCGAGUCCACCCGUCUGUCCUCGGUCGCCUGCUCCGAAGCCUCUCACUACGGCUUUGGGGGCCGGGCCCGCCGCGCGGGGCCCACCGCGCUCCGGCCGCUCCCCGAGCCGCCACUGCUGCGUCUGCGCCCCACCUCGCUGCGCACCCAAGACAUCUCGCACUUGCUCACCGGCCUCUUCCGCAGCUUGUACACCAACGAGGUGAUCGGCGAGGACCUGAGCGCGAACUUGAUCAAGGCCCGCGGCAGCCAGGAUGCGCGCCACGAGGAAUUCGUGGACGAGCUUCGGCGGAUUCGGGAGCUCUACAAGCAGCGGCUGGAUGAAAUUGAAAUGUUGGAGAGACAUAUCAUUCAGGGCCGUGCACGAGCUCUUGCAGAGAAAGAACGGAUCAUGCAACAGGCCGAUGUGCGUGCCCAGGAGACCUUCAUCAAGAUCCCUCCAGUGAAGUCUAUCUUCAGAUGGUGUGUGGACAGUGUGUUGCUACAGAAGCAUCAUUUGAUCUGCCCGGAUGAUUACUACAGUGAUACCGUACCAUUUUGCUCUGCACCUAAAGGCGUCUCUGUCCCUGGAUGUUCAAAACUCACAUUCAGUUGUGAGAAGCGUUCUGUCCCAAAGAAGCACCUGACCAAGAAGCUUGAAGAUCCCUGCAGGAAGAUGCUCACUAAGUCUGACGAGGAGCUGGACUACACUGUGGACAGCCUGACAUGGGACUCAUCUUUAGAGGCCAAGCGCAAGACUGUCCAAAAAACAGGUCCGCCCAAGAAUAAGAAUUGGAUGAACCACUUACCUGUGCCCCAGAGAGAACUGGAGCGACUUCUGCUUGCCAGAAUGGACAAUCGGAUCCGCUUCCUUAAAAACCCCCGGUUUUUCCCUCCUAACACGCCACGUGGAGGCACGUCUCUCCUCUUUCCUCCGAAGAAGCCAGUGCUGACAGGACACCUCCAGAGUGGAGAGCCAGUGGAGAGUUGUGCUGAUACUCCAGUGUUUCUUGCUAAACCAUCAAUCGCAUUUUUCACAGAUUAUGAAGUUGGGCCAGUUUAUGAGAUGGCGAUCUCGCUACAGAACACCACCGCGGCCAGCCGCUGCCUGAGAGUCAUCCCGCCGUCGACGCCGUACUUCGCGCUGGGAUUGGGGAUGUUCCCAGGAAAAGGCGGAAUGGUGGCCCCUGGGAUGACCUGCCAGUAUAUCGUCCAGUUUUCUCCCGACUGCCUUGGGGAUUUUGAUGAUUUCAUUUUAGUUGAGACCCAGUCAGCCCACACGCUCGUGAUCCCCCUGCAAGCCCGGAGGCCACCCCCAGUGCUGACAUUGUCACCGGUAUUGGACUGUGGCUACUGCCUCAUCGGGGGAAUGAAGAUAACCAGGUUCCUGUGCAAAAACGUGGGCUUCAGCGUCGGCAAGUUCUGCAUCAUGCCUAAAAAGAGCUGGCCGCCACUGAGCUUCAGGGCUGUCGCAACCUUGGGCUUCGUUGAGCAACCUCCCUUUGGAAUCCUGCCUUCCAUGUUUGAGCUGGCUCCGGGGCAGGCCGUGUAUGUGGAGGUCUUGUUCCUCCCGACAAGCCUGGAAAAGGCGGAGCAGACCUUCAUCAUUGUGUGCGACAACUGCCAGAUAAAGGAGCUGGUGACCGUAGGAAUUGGGCAGCUGGUUGCUUUGGAUCUGAUCUAUAUUUCUGGUGAAGAAAGUCAGCCGGAGCCUGGAGAGCUUACAGACCUAACAGCCCAGCACUUCGUACGCUUUGAGCCGGAGAACGUUCAGUCCACAGCUAGAAAACAGCUCAUUAUCAGAAACGCGACGCACGCGGAGCUGGCCUUCCAUUGGCAGAUCACGAAGCCGAACCUGCAGCCCCUAAUGCCUGGAGAGACCUACAGCAUGGACAGCCUCAAGCACCACCCUGACAGGGAGACGGCCUUCUCCGUCCUGCCCGAGAGGGGGGUUCUCAGCCCCCACACGGACCACGAGUUCAUCCUGAGCUUCUCUCCUCGUGAGCUGAGGGAUUGUCACAGUGUGCUCCAGAUGGUGCUAGAAGAAGUCCCAGAGCCCACGAGCUUGGAAUUGGAAACCCUGAAGGAUUGCUCAUGCUCUGCGGAUGACGUCAUUGUCCUGGAAAUCGAGGUGAAAGGCUCGGUAGAACCUUUCCAGGUCCUCUUGGAACCGUAUGCCCUCAUCAUCCCCGGGGAGAACUACAUUGGUAUAAACGUGAAGAAAGAUUUUAAGAUGUGGAACAACAGCAAGUCCCCCGUCAGAUACCUGUGGGGGAAGGUCAGUGACUGCCACAUCAUUGAAGUGGAACCCUGCGCAGGGACCAUAGAGCCCAACGAGGUGGAGGAUUUCGAGUUGAGCUUUACCGGGGGCGUCCCUGGCCCAACAAGCCAGGACCUGCCGUGUGAAAUCCAAAACUCACCCUCACCGGUGGUGUUACACAUUGAGGCGGCCUUUAAGGGGCCGGCCCUUGUCAUCAAAGCCUCAGCCCUUCAGUUUGGUUUGCUACGCCUGGGGCAGAAAGCCACCGACUCCAUCCAGAUCCAGAACGUCAGCCAGCUCCCAGCCACGUGGUGCAUGAAGGAGAGCCUGGUGUGCCUCCAAGAAAGGCAGGAGAGUGUGUCUCCCUUCGACAUUGAGCCCUCGAGCGGCCAGAUCCCUGCUCUGGGGGAGUGCAGGGUGACCAUCACCUUGGAGGCCAAGCAGUGCCAGCGCCUGCAGACCGUCCUGGAGCUGGAGGUGGUAAACGGAGCCUGGAGCCACCUUCCUGUGUACGCCGACGUACAGGAGCCCUACGUGUACCUGCAAAACAGCCACGUGGAAGUCAGCAACCUCUACCUGGGCGUGCCCACCAAGGCAACCAUUAGACUCAUCAAUGGCACACUCCUGCCCACCCGCUUCCACUGGGGCAAGCUGCUGGGGCACCAAGCAGACUUCUGCACGGCCAAGGUCUCCCCGAGACGUGGCACGCUGGGUCCCAGUGAGGAGCGCCAGCUCAGCCUGGAGUUCACUGCUCACACCCAGGACGAGCUGAGCCAUCUGGCCCUCCCUUGUACCGUGUCGGGCAUGAAGGAGCCAGUGGUCCUGGGCAUUUCUGGGAAACCCCAGGGACUGCAAGUGGCUAUUGCCAUCUCUGCGGAGGGCUCUGACGGCAGCACAGAGCUGUGGCCGGACCACCUGCAGGAGCUCCGCCUCGACUUUGGCUCCGCGGUGCCUCUGAGGACCCGCGUGAACCGCCAGCUCAUCCUGACCAACCGCUCCCCGAUACAGACGCCCUUCACCCUCAAGUUUGAGUACUUCGGGGGCCCCCCAAACGGCCCGAAUCAGAAACCCAGCCUCCCCGACGUGCCCCCUGCCCUGCUGAAGACGUCGCGGAUUCGAGAACGCUUGGCCAAGCGAGAGCAGCUGAAUUUUAUGGAAAGCCUGUUGUCUCAUGGGAAAGGAGCUGCCUUCUUUCCCCACAUUUCCCAGGGCAUGCUGGGGGCCUACCAGCAGCUGCGCAUCGACAUCACGGGCUAUGCAAACAUGUGGGGCGAGUACUGGGACGACCUCAUCUGCACGGUGGGCGACCUGCCACCAACAGUCAUCCCGGUGCAUAUGGCGGUCGUGGGCUGCCCCAUCAGCUCCCUGAGGACCACUUACUAUACCACGGACCAGUUGCAGAAGGAGCCUGUCAUCAGGUUCGGCACCCAGGUCUCCGGAGGAGACACAGUCACCCGGGUCCUUCGCUUGAAUAACUCCAGCCCCUGUGAUAUCCGCCUGGACUGGGAGACCUACACUCCAGAAGACAGGGAGGACCGGCUGGUGGAGCUGCUGGUGUUUUAUGGGCCACCCUUCCCGCUGCGGGACCAAGCUGGAAAUGACCUCUUGUGCCCAGAGACCCCUGCAAGCAGCAGCUCCUUCUGGUCCCCAAGCUCCUCCGAUGAGUCAGACUCCAGCCGUGAAGCUGCCCAGUCUGCCGAGGGCUGCUCCAGGGUCAGCAACAGGGCCUCACGGAAGAUCGUCUCAGUCGUCCUCCGGGAGCACGACGGGGUGCCCUGUGGCCACCUGUACCGCGUCAGCCCCAAGCAGAUGGUGGUCCCCGCCGGCGGCAGCAGCAGCAUCUCUGUGUCCUUCACGCCCGUGCUGCUCGGCCCUGGUACCCGGCACAAAGUGGAGUGUGUCGGCUAUGCCCUGGGCUUCAUGAGCCUGGACGAUGAGGUGGCAAGAGAGCUUCCCGGGAGGCGGCGGCGCCUGCAGGACUUCGCCGUGGGAGCCCUGAGACUGGACCUGUGCAGCUCUGUGAGGCCCGCACAGCUGAGCGUGGAGCCGGACUACGGCGGUGGCACGGAGUUCUGGCACCAGGCCAGCGACCUCAUCCCCAAGCAGCCCUGUUCUGGGGUGCUGAGCGAGCUGGUGACCACCCACCGUCUGAAGCUGACCAACACCACAGAAAUCCCACAGUCCUUCCGGCUCCUGGUCUCCAGGCCCUUCUCUGUUGCUCAAGAUGGGGCCAGCCGCAGCCGCAGAGCUCCUGGCCGGGUGCAGGGGUGUGACGAGGAGCCGGCCACGGCCGGCCAGCCGCUGGUGCUCCGCCCGAAGGAGAACAUGCUGGUGAACGUGUCCUUCUCGCUGUCCCUGGAGCUGCUCUCCUAUCAGAAGCUCCCGGCGGACCAGAUGCUGCCCGGGGUGGACGUUCGGCGGCAUGCCAACGGAGAGAAGGAGAUGGUGUUCGCUCAGAACCUGCUCCUGGAGUACACCGACCAGCCCGCUCAGGUGGUGCCCCUGAAGGCCACCGUGGCCGUGCCCGAGCUGCAGCUCUCCACCAGCUGGGUGGACUUCGGGACCUGCUUUGUGAACCAGGCACGGGUCCGGGAGGUCUACCUCAUGAACCUGAGUGGCUGUCGGAGCUACUGGGCCGUGCUGAUGGGAGCAGUGAGCUGUACGAGUCCACACUGGCGGUGGAAGGUGUGCUUGGUGAGGCGGCUUGCACCCUGCGGCUCCGGGGCCAAGGCUCUUAUGAUGAGAGAUACAUGUCACCCCACCAGCUCUGAGGCUCUGCCCCCAGCUUCGGAAAUAAAACAUGACCCGGAGCUGGGGAACAGAUUUGCUGGGCAGACGUGCACGCUGAUGGACCUCCAAGCAGCUCCUGGGAUGGAAGGGACUCCCUUGCAGGGCAGGCCUCGCGUGCCCUCAGCACUAACGCAAAAGGCAGGAAGAAUGAGUACGCAGCUAGGCAAGAGGCAACACCACCAGCGGCCAGAACCGGCCCUUGGGAAAAACCACAACCACUAAGAUGAGAACACAUAUUUACUGUCUGAUGCAUAGCUCACCCCCCAGGACUUACACGGUGGCCUGGGUAACCUGGCAGAGAGCAGCCCUCUACCUCGGCCACACCUACACUGCGUCACCAGCGCUCACGUUAGUCCCCGUGUCUUGCUCUGCCCAGUGCUGCGGCCACCCCCAGAGCAGAACUAAAUGGUGCCUCUGGCCUGGGGCCUCACUCAGUUUCCAGGGUAUUCAAAGACAGCAGCGGCUCCCAUCCCGGUCCCGAUGCACAUGGACACCACCCCGUAUGCCCUGUGGACGCAAGAUGGAUUGUGUUUGCUGGGUGAAGGCACCAGGGCAGAGGCCUCAUCACCAAGCCCUCCCGGGUUCCCACCCGGCCCACCUAGGCCCGCGCACAGGGUGGCAGACCCUCGCUGCAGGCCCCGGCGCCCUUCCCCCUGGCCCUCAGGGCAGACCGGGGUCAUGGCCCUCUAGCCUCAGCGUGUGGGGGCCUGUACGCUUCCCCCUCAGCUACCCCACCCUGCGCAUCCACGUGACACCUCCAUGGGGGUCAGCCUCACCUCUUCCCGCGACGCUUUAGUUCGUUGAGGAGCGUGAUGACCUGUCGAGCUCCAGUGCAGCCCAGUGGGUGACCCAAGGCCACCGCACCCCCCAGAGGGUUCACCUUCUCGGGGGGGAGUCCUAGCUUCUCCACACAGUAGACAGCCUGGAGGGAGGCAGAGCAUCAGCUGUAGUUCCCUCCCCUCCCCCCACCGUGCACCCACUCGCCCCAGCUCCACUAGCCAGGGCCGGGACAGCCAUGGGAAAGAAAAGCUCACCUGGCUUGCAAAGGC
Felis catus (domestic cat) is the source of this 6484-nucleotide messenger RNA. RefSeq names its product DLEC1 cilia and flagella associated protein (gene DLEC1). Bases 300 to 5657 code for a protein of 1785 amino acids. Gene Ontology annotation, biological process: negative regulation of cell population proliferation. The transcript is spliced from 36 exons. The record is from RefSeq and is a predicted model, not a curated record. NCBI's taxonomy places the organism in Eukaryota, Metazoa, Chordata, Mammalia, Carnivora, Felidae.